AGUCACUGUUGCACGGCCAAGGGAAGAAAAUGGAGUUGGGAUCUUGUGAUUUCCCCUAAGGUGAGCUAUGAAAACACCAGGAACAGCUCUUGGAAGUCAUUGUUGAAGAUCUUCACGGAAUACAGAGAGUCUUCAGCCAUAUUUGAGCAAGGCCACAGAAAUGGCGUAUCUGCAGCGCGAGAAUUCGCCCGCCCUGGCCGAUGCCAGUCAGGUGCUGGCCGCGGCCCUCAAAGAAAUGGACAGCAUUAUCGCUUCCGCAGAAGUCGAUAAUAACCAGCCCGAGCAUGGCGGAGGCAGCAGCAGCAGCACAAAUAGCGGUCGUGUCGGCGGUAACGAUCACAGGUCGAGUUACGGCAGUGCGGUCUACCGAUCGCUGGAACGUCCCUCGAAAAGUCUUUCUCCGUAUUCCCCGUCUACGGCCGAGCCGGCGAAACCGGUCGUUCUGGAAUCUCCACUGUACAAAUCCGAGACCGACGACCUCUCGGAACAGAUUUCGUUACGAAACGAAAACAUCGAUCUUAAAAAAGAACUUUUCGAGCUGCAGCAGACCGUCGCCAUGCAGCGAGCCGAAAUCGAGAGUCUCAGCCAGGAGCUGCAUCGGCGCUCAGCUCAACUCGAAGCCGCAGAGGAACAGCUGAUCAUCGAGGUGCGGAUGAGGAAGCGAAUCGAGAGCGACAAACUGCAAUUGAUGAGCGACGUACCCGCCAUGCAGUUGAAGCUGCUCCGUUCGGAGAAAGAACGCGCCGAGUUGACGGCGCGCCUCAAGAGUCUCCAAUCUGGUUUCCAGAGAACGUUGAGCAACCUGACGGGAGGCGAUUUGUCCGGUCCGAGGAGCUGCACACCCACUCGAACCACCAACGCAGACAAACCACCGCUUCCCCGCCCCGUCGUUGUGAGUCCCGUGUAUUCGAACACGAUCGCCGCUAGUCCGUCCGCUCAGCGCAAAGCGGACGACCGCUUCCAGCGGUUUCCGCAGUCGCUCUACAGCACGUUGCCGCGGAACUACAAACCACCGACGUUCGCCUCCUCCGGCGGUGGUCCGAGCGGCGGUGAUGGCGUCAGCGUCAACAAACAGAGUCUGCACCAACUCAACGGUCAACUGAAGACCCUCGAAGGCCGAAGUACGUCGGCUCCCGAGCUGGCCAAUCCAGACCGCGUGGUCAAGCCUGUCAACGGAGCACCCACUCAGCCCAUAAUAAACCACACGAGCGGUCCCAAGAAGUUCAUGAAGCUCCUCGGAAAACUUUCCAGGAGCAACUCCGCCUCGAAUUCCUCGAUCGGAAGCUUCAAACGGAACUCUUCGAUGCGAGCGACCGCCAUGCCUCGGCUCUGCGGAUGGAAAUCCAACGAGCACCUGAAACGACCUCUGAACGAAUGGGACAAGAAAUGCAUCAUAAGCUUCUUCCAGCAGCUGGAUCUGUACGAUCUAUACGACGGGCAUCUGCUCACCGUGCACACGGGAGAGGCGUUGAUCCACUUGCUGAAGAGCGAUGCUUUCCAAGCCACGGUGAAACAUCCCCUGCACAAGCGGAAACUCCUGCUGGCCCUCGACGUGUUCAUCAAGAACGAUUCUCUUCUGAAGAGCGCAAUUUGCCUCGACACCAAGUGGGCAUUGUCCUGGCUGGAUGAUCUCGGUCUACCGCAGUACACGGAUGCUUUUCAGGAAGCUCGAGUGGACGGUCUGAUCUUGCACAACAUGACGCUCGACGACGCCGGCAUUCUGAAGAUCAACUCUCAGCUCUCGCUGCUCAGCUUGAAGUGGGGCAUUUACGUGCUGCGGACAACGAACUUCGAUCCGGGAUGCUUGAAGCGGCGCUCCACGGGUAAAACCAAGGAUAGCGUCGAAGAAGUCUCCCUCUGGACCAACCACCGGCUCAUGCAAUGGUUGAGAGAUAUAGAUCUCUCCGAGUACGCACCGAACUUGCGAGGCUCCGGGAUCCACGGUGCUCUGCUUGUCUACGAAGACAGUCUGGGUGAAAACCUCCUCGCCGAGCUGUUGAACAUCGGGACUUCGAAGACUCUGUUGAGGAAACAUCUGACGCAACAGCUGAAAUCUCUGCUGGGUGAUGCAAUUAUCCAAAGGAAACGGAGACACGAGGCCACUUCGGUGGUGCCGUUGUCUCCCUCGACGAAGAUAAAGUUCCCCAAGGGAACGCUUGGUCGUCGAAGUAAAAAGAAGUGCGAUCAAACUCUAGUGUGUCCGCUCGACGUUUCGGGAUUCCUUCCCUCGGGCUGCGACCUGAUGUCGACUUCGAUCACGACGAUGACCUCCUCCACGCAUAGCAGUCUAUCGUCGAAUUCGACUCUUUGA
Molecule: messenger RNA, 2311 nt
Organism: Galendromus occidentalis (western predatory mite)
Lineage: Eukaryota; Metazoa; Arthropoda; Arachnida; Mesostigmata; Phytoseiidae
Product: liprin-beta-2
Exons: 2
Coding region: 161-2311 (716 amino acids)
Biological process (GO): neuromuscular junction development
Cellular component (GO): presynaptic active zone
Molecular function (GO): protein binding
Source: RefSeq, a predicted model, not a curated record